Odocoileus virginianus texanus is the source of this 6107-nucleotide messenger RNA. The record is from RefSeq and is a predicted model, not a curated record. NCBI's taxonomy places the organism in Eukaryota, Metazoa, Chordata, Mammalia, Artiodactyla, Cervidae.
CUCCCAGCCCAGGCCCGCGGCCGCCCGGGUUGUCCUCGCGCCGCCGCUCGUCCGCGCGCAGCCCGGCCGUUUGCCGCCCCGCCGCCUUGCAGCCUGCGUCCAUGGCCACCGCCGCGACAGAGGAGCCCUUCCCCUUCCACGGCCUCCUCCCGAAGAAGGAGACCGGGGCCGCGGCCUUCCUGUGCCGCUACCCGGAGUAUGACGGGCGAGGGGUGCUUAUCGCCGUCCUGGACACGGGGGUCGACCCCGGGGCCCCGGGCAUGCAGGUUACAACUGACGGGAAACCGAAAAUCAUCGAUAUCAUUGACACAACGGGAAGCGGCGACGUGAACACGGCCACAGUGGUGGAGCCGAAGGAUGGUGAAAUUGUUGGUCUUUCAGGAAGGGUGCUCAAGAUUCCUGUGACCUGGACAAAUCCCUCAGGCAGAUACCACAUUGGCAUAAAAAAUGGCUACGAUUUCUAUCCAAAGGCUCUCAAGGAAAGAAUUCAGAAAGAACGGAAGGAAAAAAUCUGGGACCCUGUCCACAGAGUAGCCCUCGCGGAGGCCUGCCGGAAGCAGGAAGAAUUCGACGUUGCCAACAACUGUCCUUCCCAAGCAAAUAAAUUAAUCAAGGAGGAGCUUCAGAGUCAAGUGGAAUUGCUAAACUCUUUUGAGAAAAAAUACAGUGAUCCUGGCCCUGUGUAUGACUGCUUGGUGUGGUUUGAUGGUGAGACUUGGAGAGCCUGCAUUGAUUCAAAUGAAGACGGGGAUCUUAGUAAGUCGACUGUUCUGAGAAACUACAAAGAGGCCCAAGAGUACGGCUCUUUCGGCACCGCUGAGAUGCUGAAUUACUCCGUCAACAUAUACGACGACGGAAACCUGCUCUCCAUAGUGACCAGUGGAGGAGCCCACGGAACACACGUAGCUAGUAUCGCUGCUGGGCAUUUUCCCGAAGAGCCUGAACGGAAUGGCGUUGCUCCUGGUGCUCAGAUCCUUUCCAUCAAGAUUGGAGACACAAGACUGAGCACGAUGGAGACAGGCACAGGCCUCAUCAGAGCUAUGAUAGAAGUUAUAAAUCAUAAAUGUGAUCUUGUCAACUACAGCUACGGGGAAGCGACUCACUGGCCGAAUUCCGGGAGAAUCUGUGAAGUAAUCAGUGAAGCCGUGUGGAAGCACAAUAUAAUUUAUGUCUCAAGUGCUGGGAAUAACGGCCCCUGCCUGUCUACAGUCGGGUGUCCAGGAGGAACCACGUCCAGUGUGAUAGGUGUGGGCGCCUACGUUUCUCCUGAUAUGAUGGUCGCCGAGUACUCUCUGAGGGAGAAGUUACCUGCAAAUCAGUACACGUGGUCUUCUCGAGGCCCCAGCGCUGACGGGGCCCUCGGAGUGAGCGUCAGCGCCCCGGGCGGUGCCAUCGCCUCUGUCCCCAACUGGACGCUGCGGGGCACCCAGCUCAUGAACGGGACAUCCAUGUCGUCUCCCAACGCCUGCGGGGGCAUCGCGCUGGUUCUGUCAGGUCUGAAAGCUAAUGAUGUUAACUAUACAGUUCAUUCGGUCAGAAGAGCUCUUGAAAACACUGCAGUGAAGGCUGACAACAUAGAAGUAUUUGCCCAAGGACAUGGUAUUAUUCAGGUCGAUAAAGCCUAUGACUACCUCGUUCAGAACACAUCGUUUGCUAAUAAAUUAGGUUUCACUGUUACUGUGGGAACUAACCGUGGCAUCUACCUCCGAGAUCCUGUUCAGGUGGCCGCACCUUCGGAUCAUGGCGUUGGCAUUGAACCUGUAUUUCCAGAGAAUACUGAAAACUCUGAGAAAAUAUCCCUCCAGCUUCAUUUAGCCUUAACUUCGAAUUCAUCGUGGGUUCAGUGUCCCAGCCAUUUGGAACUCAUGAAUCAGUGCAGACACAUAAACAUCCGUGUGGACCCCAGGGGCUUAAGGGAAGGACUGCAUUAUACAGAGGUAUGUGGCUACGACAUAGCAUCACCCAACGCAGGUCCUCUGUUCAGAGUCCCCAUCACUGCGGUCAUCGCAGCAAAAGUAAAUGAAUCAACACAUUAUGACCUAGCCUUGACAGAUGUACAUUUUAAACCUGGUCAGAUUCGAAGACAUUUUAUUGAGGUUCCUGAGGGUGCAACAUGGGCUGAGGUCACCGUGUGCUCCUGCUCUUCCGAGGUGUCUGCCAAGUUUGUCCUCCACGCAGUGCAGCUUGUGAAGCAGAGAGCGUACAGAAGUCACGAAUUCUACAAAUUUUGUUCCCUUCCAGAGAAAGGAACACUCACUGAAGCUUUUCCGGUCUUAGGUGGGAAAGCUAUCGAGUUCUGCAUCGCUCGCUGGUGGGCGAGCCUUAGCGACGUCAACAUCGACUACACUGUCUCUUUCCAUGGGAUCGUAUGCACUGCGCCUCAGUUAAACAUUCAUGCAUCGGAAGGAAUUAACCGUUUUGAUGUCCAGUCCUCCCUGAAGUAUGAAGACCUGGCCCCCUGCAUAACUCUGAAGAGCUGGGUCCAAACCCUGCGCCCGAUGAGUGCAAAAACAAAGCCUUUAGGAUCAAGAGACGUUUUGCCAAAUAAUCGACAACUUUAUGAGAUGAUCCUGACUUACAGCUUUCAUCAACCCAAAAGCGGGGAAGUGACCCCCAGUUGCCCGCUGCUCUGUGAGUUAUUGUAUGAGUCAGAAUUCGACAGUCAGCUCUGGAUUAUAUUUGACCAGAACAAGAGACAGAUGGGCUCCGGUGACGCGUAUCCUCACCAGUACUCCCUGAAACUGGAGAAAGGAGAUUAUACAAUUCGACUGCAGAUCCGUCACGAGCAAAUCAGUGAUCUGGAACGUCUGAAAGAUCUUCCAUUCAUUGUUUCUCAUAGGUUGUCUAAUACCUUGAGCUUAGAUAUUCAUGAGAAUCACAGCCUUGCACUUCUAGGAAAGAAGAAAUCAAGUAACUUGACGUUACCGCCCAAAUACAACCAGCCCUUCUUUGUCACUUCCUUGCCCGAUGACAAAAUACCUAAAGGGGCCGGACCUGGGUGCUACCUCGCGGGAUCCUUAACCUUGUCAAAGACUGAACUUGGAAAGAAAGCUGGGCAGUCUGCAGCAAAACGACAAGGAAAAUUUAAAAAGGAUGUAAUCCCUGUUCAUUACUACCUGAUAUCUCCACCAACAAAGACUAAGAACGGCAGCAAGGACAAGGAAAAAGAUUCGGAAAAAGAGAAGGAUUUAAAAGAAGAGUUUACCGAAGCAUUACGAGAUCUUAAAAUUCAGUGGAUGACAAAGCUGGAUUCUAGUGACAUUUAUAAUGAAUUGAAGGAAACAUACCCUAAUUACCUUCCUUUGUAUGUUGCACGACUUCAUCAGUUGGAUGCCGAAAAGGAACGAAUGAAAAGACUGAAUGAAAUUGUUGAAGCUGCAAAUGCUGUAAUUUCUCAUAUAGAUCAAACAGCCCUAGCAGUUUAUAUUGCCAUGAAGACUGACCCCAGGCCCGAUGCAGCUAUUAUAAAAAAGUACCUAACCAUGUCCUUCCACGUGAGAGUGUGCUUUCCACGUGCUGCCGUGACGGUCCCUGCUUCGUGAGCUCCUGCCGCCACUCCUGGUGCCUCGUCCAAGAUCACUUCUUCCUCUGUCACCUGGGUUCAUUUCCAGGCCCGGGGUCCUUAACUCCCACCUUCUCUUAGAGUUGCUAUAACUAAUAAACGGAAACUGUGCAGACUGCCUGAAAGAACGGUCAUUUCCUUUAAAGAUUCUGCCUGCUAUAGUCAGGAUUUGUUUUUAAUACAAAAUGCUUGAUGGUAAACUGCUAGAACUCUUGGCAUUACAUCAUGCAUACUGCUGAUAUAGGUCUUAUGAAUCUUAGAAGCAGCAGUUUUCAAGCAGAAUAAAAUGUUUGCAAAAUAGGUGGUUGGCCAUUGUCAGCAUCCUUCCACACUUUCCAAAGGAGCCUUCUUGAAACAUUGCUAUGUUAUCGUUAAUAAUUAUAGUAGAAUUGACUAUAUCCCAAUAUAGAAUGUUUUUGAUGUUAAAAAAAAUUAUAAUAGUGUACAGUGUAGCCACCGGUUAUGUACAAGGGAUUCCUAGGAGCAUUAAUUUCUCAUUUCCAUGCAAAACUGCUUUUUCACUUAAGUCACUUGUGUCAACAGUUGUAAGACAGCCAUUUUGUAAUCUUAAAAAUUCUAAUUUUUUUAGGUGAUCUAAUACCAAGUUUUAAUUACAUUUAAACUGCAGUUUACUCUGGCCACUAAAGUGUCUAAUUGAAGUUGCUUCCUCAAAUGUAUCUAUUACCACCUUGAUCAGUCCCUAACUAAAUUUGAUUCAGAGAUGUUUUUUGAGCAAACACUGCUUGGGACACCCUUGAGAGGAAUGUGGAAAAAAAAGAAUGAACCAGACAGUGUCUACUCUUAGAAAAUGUACUGUCUAAUACUGAAGAUGAAAUGGUGAGAUAGAAUGUGACUUGAGAGUUGGAAGAAGUAUGUUAAAUUGUGAAGGCUUAUGGGAAGGAGAGCAGACUUAUUUUUUUUGAGAAGGGCAAAACCUCAUGGAAUGAUAGGUAUUUAAUUUGAGCAGGUCAGUUCUCAGAAGAGGGGAGGAAAAGAAUAUUCCAGAUAUAUGGAAUCUGGGCUGUUGGAUCAGAGAAUGUGGAAAUAGCAGGGCGUCUUACAGGUGAUCUAGUCCAGGCCCAGCUUGUCCAGCACACCCACCCCGCAGCCUGGCCUCCACCCUCUGCGUCCUUCAGCCCUUCUCGGGGCAGUGGACACAGUCGGUUAGGAUGCCACGGACAGCCGGAUGUCCAGACCGCGCUGUGUCUGCCCUUCCUGUUCCACGGCCCCCCUUCUUCACAGAGUGGGCGCAGUGCCUAUGCCUGACUCCUGGGGUUACCGUGAGCAGAAGUGAAGUACUCCUGAGACGUUUCAGAUGCUGCCCGGCAUCUACAAGGUGGGGGGUGAGGGGACCCCAUUAAAUAAAAAACUGCAUAGUUGCCCCAACCCCAUCCGUCCUUCUAUUCUCAAGUCCAAAGUGACCAAGCGCAUCAGGUCUCCAGAAACGUUCUCCAUGAAGAGAGUAAGAGUGGGCUCUUUUAAAACGUUACAACUCUUUGCUGAUAAACUCUUAGGCAUCUUUUAGACCUAAUUUCAUCUGCCUUGCAAAUAUAUGAAGGGGUGGGUAACUUAGGUUGUAGCAGGUUACUGCGUUGUUUGUGGGUUUUUUCCCUUCUCAUUUUAGUUGUCUUUUGAACUGGUUACUGUUAAUAGUCCCUAUGGAUUUCAUAUGGGGCACGUUUCACUCUGCAUCCUUCAGAAUCCUCCUUCCGGUUAGACAGCUUGUCCAUCCCGUCUCUGAGUGCCUCCUGGUCAUCACCUCAGCACUUUAAUCCUUGUUUGUGCACAAGUUGGACAGGGUGCCUCCAAUAAGCAAGCUUUCUGAAGUGCACACUGUUCCCCAGAAUGUAGGCUGUUACUGCAUUUCAUUCAGCAACAGUUUAUUGAGUGUUACGUGCAGGCAUUAUUCUGGGCACUUGGAAUACACCCAAAAACAGAGACACCUGCCUGGAAAGCAGGGGGCCUUGGGAAUAAGAGCAGCAGUUGCAGGACCAGCCGUGGAGCUGAGUCCCGGCCCUGCCCCUUCCUGACUGGGGCCUUGAACAGAUUGCCUGGUCUCUUUGUGCCUCAGUUUCCUCCUGUGGAAAAUGGGCGAUUGGUGGUCACUUACUCACAGAAUUAUUUUAAGUAUAGAUGAGUUAAUACAUUAAAAUACUAAAAAACACUUGCUGGCACAUGCAGAAUAAGCGUUCCAUUUCUGUGCAUGUACGGAAGUUCACGACUACAGAAAUAUGUAACAAGUGAUAUUUACGAGACACCUAAACACUUAGAAGAUGCUGUUCUAAGACUUCUGUAGCCGACAGAAUUGAGAACCCAGCACUCUUUCCCCUCUCACGCGUAUGGCAUGCUGUUUCAACCAAGUACAGCAACCCUAACUCAUGUAAUCCGUGCGUGUGAAUACAUGGCUCCUGUGUCAUACCAGCAAACGUCUGUCCAGGGCUGUACGAUAUUCCUGCAUUGUAAACUCAGGCGAAGGGUGCAUGAGUUUAAUCUCAGAUAAGGCUUCGCUCUUAACGCCGUGUUACUGACCUGUGGACUGUUCUGG